Cercospora beticola is the source of this 1194-nucleotide messenger RNA. RefSeq lists its product as uncharacterized. The record is from RefSeq and is a predicted model, not a curated record. Lineage: Eukaryota; Fungi; Ascomycota; Dothideomycetes; Mycosphaerellales; Mycosphaerellaceae. Gene Ontology annotation, biological process: protein autoubiquitination. Gene Ontology annotation, molecular function: ubiquitin-protein transferase activity.
AUGGCACCACCAAGCCAGACCACUUCGGCGGGUUCGCAUACGCCGCUGUAUUCACAUUCGCCAGCAGACUUUCACGAGACUUAUGACCCUUCGUUUUCUACGACAGACAAUUGGCAACAGACACGGCCUGGACUCAGCCUGAGCGCAUACGAUAGCAGCGCCUCGAAUGGGGCGACACCCGCGGUCGACUUCGGCAAUAACGCGUCAAACAGCGGCCAUGAUUUUCUUCGCCCGCCCGCGGUCAAAGAAACACCUUCUUAUCAUCAUGGUGUACAGUCGCACCCAAGCAAUACACCCAUGACUGCCAACAAUCAAUAUGGCAAUCUUCACAAUCCGAUUGCGCACCAGAGCCAGCAAGAUCACUACCAGGGCAGUCAUUAUCAGUCGUCAGUGCCACCAGCUGCACAUCAGCAUAUGCGGCAGCUCCGAUGGCAGACAGGUCUUGAAGAGCCGGCUUUACAUUCCAUGGACGAGUCACGUCGCAGAGAGCUAUGGAUGCAAAUGUACGCUGUAUUUGACCGGCAAGCAGUAGAGGCCGUGCCACGCUUCGCCCCCUCUUAUCUUCAACCGCAUCCGACACAGAUGAGCACAUACAACACGCAGCCGACAUGGUCCCACCUGCCAACGGGAUCAGCAAUGCCACCACCAGGACUACCAAUGCCACCGCAGCAGCACAAUGCAAUCAGUGGGCUCUCGAGCGGCCAAUCACUUCAAAUGCCCCAAAAUGUUGCAGCAAUACUUCAGCAACAAGUCGAUGCAUCCAACGCGUGGUCAUACAACCAGACAUUCCCAGUCAACGAAGAAAAUACGGCGAAUUCCUCUGCAACAGCGAGGACCCAUGCUCAGAAUUCGUCAAUAUCCUUUGAGUAUUGGCGUCCUUCACAAGCAUCUGCAUUAAGAGCAGAUACCGGUGGUGGCGGUGCAUCUCGAGCAAACGCGGCUGCCCUGCCGAGUAAGGACACCUUCCUGGCCAACCAUCUUCGUGUAGUGAAGAGACCGCCCGAAGAGGAAUGUCCAAUCUGUUUCCACCGGUUUCGCAAUGCAGUAAAGCUGCCUUGCGACCAUGUUUUCUGCAGGGAUUGCAUUAAAAGAUGGUUCAGGAGAAGCAAUACUUGCCCGUUCGAUCGACAGAAACUUUUCAGGUGGCCAGCACAAAGGGUCAGAACUGCUCAAGGCAAUGGUGGGCAAAUUUAA